Sturnus vulgaris (Common starling) is the source of this 3910-nucleotide messenger RNA. RefSeq names its product SET domain containing 7, histone lysine methyltransferase (gene SETD7). The record is from RefSeq and is a predicted model, not a curated record. Gene Ontology annotation, molecular function: histone H3K4 monomethyltransferase activity; protein binding; chromatin binding. NCBI's taxonomy places the organism in Eukaryota, Metazoa, Chordata, Aves, Passeriformes, Sturnidae. Gene Ontology annotation, cellular component: chromosome; nucleus. Gene Ontology annotation, biological process: peptidyl-lysine monomethylation; regulation of DNA-templated transcription; heterochromatin organization.
CACCCCCGGGGGCGUGCCGGAGGCGGGGCCUGGGGCGCGCGCGCGCGCCCGGUACCGCGGCUGCGCCUUGCCCGCGCUGCCCGUCGCCGCCGCCGCCGCCGCCAUGGACAGCGACGAGGAGACGCUGGAGGAGAUCGUGGAAGGGCAUCUAGAUGAUGAUGGGCUGCCACAUGGAUUCUGUACAGUAACCUAUUCAUCAACAGACAGAUUUGAAGGAAAUUUUGUACAUGGAGAAAAGAAUGGCCGUGGGAAAUUCUUCUUUUUUGAUGGCAGCACCCUGGAGGGAUACUAUGUUGAUGAUGCCCUGCAAGGCCAGGGAAUCUACACCUACGAGGAUGGAGUGGUCCUUCAUGGCACCUACGUGGAUGGGGAGCUGAACGGCCCAGCCCAGGAGUACGACAGUGAUGGGAGGCUGAUAUUCAAAGGGCAGUACAAAGACAACAUCCGCCAUGGAGUCUGCUGGAUUUAUUACCCGGAUGGAGGCAGCCUUGUGGGAGAAGUGAAUGAAGAUGGGGAGAUGACUGGAGAGAAAAUAGCCUAUGUGUAUCCUGAUGGAAAGACUGCAUAUUCUGGAAGGUUCAUAGAUGGAGAAAUGAUAGAAGCAAAACUGGCAACUCUGACAGCUGUUGAGGAUGGGAAACCUCAGUUUGAAGUAGUACCAGGCAGCCCAGUAUACAGUUUUGACAAAUCUACUUCAUCCUGCAUUUCUACAAAUGCCCUUCUUCCUGAUCCUUAUGAAUCAGAAAGGGUGUAUGUGGAUGUCUCUCUCAUUUCCAGUGCUGGAGAAGGAUUGUUUUCAAAAAUAGCAGCAGAAGCCAGUACCGUGAUGUCCUUCUACAAUGGAGUGCGAAUUACACACCAGGAGGUAGACAGCAGAGACUGGGCCCUCAAUGGAAAUACAAUAUCCCUGGAUGAUGAAACUGUUAUAGACGUGCCAGAGCCCUACAACCACGCUGCCAAGUACUGUGCCUCGCUGGGGCAUAAGGCCAACCAUUCCUUCACUCCUAACUGCACCUAUGAGCCGUUUGUUCAUCCUCGUUUUGGGCCCAUCAAGUGUAUCCGUACCAUCAGGGCUGUGGAGAAGGAUGAGGAAUUGACAGUGGCUUAUGGGUACGACCACAACCCUGUGGGGCAGAAUGGGCCUGAAGCACCAGAGUGGUACCAGCUGGAACUGAAAGCUUUCCAGGCUGCCCAGCAAAAGUGACAUGGGAGCACCUUCUCCAUUCAGCAAACUGAAACAGAAACUUGGAUCUAUGCACUACCUUUAUACUGAAAACUGGACAACCAGGGAUUGUUCAUGCUGUUGCAUCAUAACCUUGCAUUCUGUGUUAAGAGAUAAGUUCCUUGGAUACUAACUAGGUUUGACUGUGUUAAUCAUAGCAGAUUUAAAAAUUAGCUAGCAUUGCACCAGUCUUAUCUGAAGAAAUUAUUUAAUAUUCUAUACAAGAUGUGGUAUUCUUUGGUAGCUUCUGCUUUUGCACCAUAUGCAAAGAUGCCAAAAGACUAGAAAGAAACUAAAAUGGAUGUAUCGUUCACUUCUAGUGGCAGACUUAGUGUUGCUCUAUCUGCCUAGGCAUUAUUGUGCAACUGCAUUUUGCAUAUAUGCCACUUGUGAUGAUAACAGUAAUAUUUUGAUAUUCUCUAAUAGUAGCAUAAUUUUGCCUUUUUAAACCUUUGAUCUGAAUCUUGCAAUAGAGCAGUUUAUUUAUUAGCAUAUAGGAGGCUGGGUUUUAACUCUCCUUUCCUCUUGUCUGAACGUUGUUCUUUCUACAAAUCUUUUGCAGGAGAAAAUCCUUUCUAACUAGUGGAAAGGCUUGUGUGUGUAUGUGAGAGUGCUGUGUGUUGGUCUCUGUGGCUCUCUAAAUAGUAUAGCAACAUGUCUAAACCUAAUAUUUAUCUAGCCUGUACGGCUGGCUUAUUUUGUUUAAUUUAUUAUUAUGACAUGCAAACGAAGCUGUUCUUUGCAUGAAGAUUUUGUGAAAAGGAGAAAACAGAUUUGCUGUUGAAAGACUUCCAGAAGUACACGUUCUGGAAGGCAAGCACAUUACUUGCAUCAGUGUUCAUGAGUUGGUUUGUGUAUUUCACCUGUUCAAGUGGUCAGUUCUCAAGGCAAGAGAUGCUUGGAUCUCCCGUGGGUCCUCUGAAAGGAGGUGCAUGUAUCUGGGGGCAGACUGUAGUCCUUGGUGAAGGAGAGCUGUAUCUUUUCUGUGUGUUCACUUGACAGAACAACAUAGCCUUAUAGCCAUCUUUUAGUAGUUCUGGUUUAUGACACAGCGAAAUAUUAUAAUAUGAGGUAUCAAAAUAAGAUUUUUUUAGAAAAAGAAAAUAUAUUAAAAGAUUGUUUUUGAAAGACAAACAAUGAAUGUAAAAACAUCUCUCGUUGCUCAUAUUUAUAAGCAGCAGUCAAUCCAUAGCUUUGUUGCAGCCAGCAGUGGGGGCUUGUGAAUAUUCAUCUGCAGGGCUAUGUUCUGGGGUUUUUCAGGGGUGGGGAAAUGUGUGGUUUUUCAGAUACUGUACCAGUCUUGCCUAAUGCUGUAUAAGAGAGAAAUAAUGUAUUGUCUUGGUCUGGAUACUGGAGCCUUUCCGGGACUCUAAUGUUCUCUUUUGGGUUUAGCAGCUUAGGAGAAACUCAAAAUGCAUUUGCAACACUUUCUUUUAAAUGUUUGUAGUUUUAAAAAGUUUGUAUAUAUGUAACAUAAAUGAUUUGGGAAUCAGAACUACCUUUCUAUUGCAACACAUUUUGGUUGCUUGUUUGAACUCUUGGAGGUGUCUGGCUAUCUGGGGAGCUGGGCAGGGAGAAUGUGUUGGGUGCCUGCAAGGUAGAAGGAUGAGGCUGCUGUUAUGUGCAGUCUGAGAAUCCUUGCUUUGGUACCCGAGCGAAGUUAGGAAUUACUCACAAGAACCUGGGGCUCUCUUUAGUCCCUGUGGCUGCUCACAAACAUUUCCCAUCACCUCAUCAUUUCAGUUUGCACAGAAGCUGCUCUGUGCAUGUGCUGGGGCGGGGGACAGGCAGGCUCAGGGUAUUGUGACACUGUCUGAUCUGCACAUGAGCUGUGACACCCCCUAUCUCCUCGUGCUGGACACUCAGGCUGCAGCUCCACGUCUCAUCCACGGCAGAGGUGACAGCUCAGGGACUCACCUGGGUGUGCAGACACACAACUAACCUCACAGGUGAGGGAGAGUUGGCAGAGGUCAGUCAGCUGCUCAACUUCAGUAAAUGAUUCUCAAAAAAUGCAUGACUUCAUCUUUCCCUACCUGCCUGUGUUACAUGGGUCACAUCCACUUGCAGGAAAGCCCCUGGUAGGGAGCUCUUACGUGUAUCUCGGGAAUUAUUGUGCCAGGAUAAUGAAGUUUGCAAAGCUGGGGCAGUUGAGUUUAGGUGCAGGAAAGAGCAGAGGAAAGAUGUGGCUGAACCCUGCUGGGAAAGGAUGGUAACUCCUUCCACAAUCUUGAUAACCUGCUUUGGACUGCUGGCCUCUCUGUGCUCACUGGGGAAUUGUGCUUAAAAUGUUCUGAUCUCUAGAGCUCCUUUGCCUUCAUUUCAGUCUCUGAUUCCUCUGCUAAUCUGUGCGGAGUUGCUCAUGUUGUAAUAGAUUUGUCAGUCUUCAUAUUGCCUGAUAUUGAGAUAAAUAGAAUAUAGGUGCUCUUUGUGCAUCAGGCUUGAAGAUUGUAUAUCCUAAAAUAGGGAAAUUCUAGGGAAAAAAAAGGCACUGAGGUGUCCUGUGGCUUCUCAAAAAACUUCGUGAGAGUCAAGCAGAUUCUUUUGUACAUGUGUGUAGCCUGGUAGGUAGCAUGCCACAUCUGUGGCUGUUGUCUCUGUUACCUCUGCUUCCUCAGCUCUGUAAAAUCUGUUGGUCCUUCUAUAGCUCCCUUCUUCAGCGACCAACCUUCUAGAAAAGUUGUGACUACG